UCCCUUUUCUUUGUGUGUGUAGAGCUGCCACUGUUCUUCUCUUAUCCACUACUUCACUCUUUCUCGGCUUUGAGCUUUACAGUUUGUUCUCUUUGCUCUUCACUUGAAGCUUUUCUUUCUACAUUUUCCCUUUUGAAGCUUGAGAUUGCAUCUUAAGCCUCAAAAUAGAUUUACCACUAAUGCAGUCCGAAGAAAUCAUGGAGGAUAAUUCUACAUCAGGAAGUGCCUCAACUGAACAAAAUUCUGAGACUGUGAUUCCCAUAGAUUAUGAUAAGCCAGCUGAAAUUGAAACGAGAAAGAGGCACUCAAAACUGUACGGGGCUGCACUUAAAGGUGAUUGGCACAAAGCUGAAAUAAUUUUCGAGAAACAUGAAAACGAUGAUACAGCUAAGCUAUCAAAGGAAGGGGACACCGCUCUCCAUAUUGCAGCUGCAGCAGGGCGGCCUUAUUUUGUGGAAAAGCUGGUUAGAAAAAUGAAAAAAGAGGAUUUGGCAAUAAAGAAUAAUGCUGGCAAUACGGCCUUUUUUCUUGCAGCUGCGUCCGAAAAUGUUGCAAUUGUCAAGGCUAUGAUUGCUGAGAAUGAAGACUUAAUAAAGAUCAAAGGUGAUAAUGAUAUGUUACCACUUGUCAUGGCAGCUAUAACGGGAAACAAAGAGAUGAUAGAAUACCUUUAUGAAGCUACUGCAGAAGAGUUAUUAGAUGAUUUUAAUUGCAUCGAAUUGCUUGUCAGUCUGAUAAACCAUGGUUUGUAUGAUAUUGCGUCUGAUUUGGUAGAGAGGCACCCAAAGAAGGCAAUUGCGCGAGAUAAAAGCCAGUUGACAGCAUUACAUCACUUGGCUAAAAUGCCCGUGCAAAUGCCCGUGCACAGAUUUUUUUUCGAUUGCGACCUGAUUAAAGUUGGCACGAGAUUACUGAUCAAACUUUGUAAUUGUGUGAUAAAUAGAUGUUGUUCAGCUUUGAGGAGAGGACGUAUGACUGAUAUCAACACGCUCAGCUUGAGGGAUCGGAUAAAAGAGAGGGAGCAUCGGUGGACGGAUCAGAUCAGCUUGGGGCAUCGGUUUUGUAAGGCGAUAGUGGAAGUGCUCUGUGAAGUUGCCGGUGAAGAGACUCCCCCUUCUGCUUUUGCCCUAAUCAGACACCUUUGGGAACAAGUAAUACUAUUGGAUGACUCUGAAAUAUCUGAGAUUAUAAGAAAACCAUGGCCACUAAUGUUUGAGGCUGCAAAACGAGGAAACGAGAAGUUUCUAGACAUAAUUUGGGAGACAUAUCCUGAUAUGAUGUUUGAAGUAGACGAAAAUCAUUACACCAUAUUUCAUUUUGCUGUUAUGUAUCGCCACUACCACGUUUUCAGUUUCAUUUAUAACAUAGGUCCAUUGAAGGAUUUGAUAGUUCGGAAAACAGACGCAAAAGGGAACAACAUAUUGCAUCUGGCUGCAAAGUUGCCACCACUAGAUAGAUCCAUUAUUGUAUCAGGUGCACCAGUUGAGCAGAUGAGGCUAGAGGUGUUUUGGUUCAAGAAAGUGAAGAAAAUGUUGUGUCCAGUGGAUGCUGAAGCUCCAAAUGACGACGGCAAAACUGCUAGUGCUUUAUUUACUGAAGAGCAUGAAGAGUUAAGGAAAAAGGCUGAGAAAUGGACCAAGGGGAUUGCAAAUGCAUGCAUCGUGGCGGCAACACUUAUUGCUACCGUGGCUUUCACAGCAGGUUUAACAGUACCAGGUGGCAUCAAAGAAGAAACUGGGACUCCAAAUUUUGUUCAAAGAGCUUCCUUCAUAAUUUUUGCAAUAUCAGAUACUGCAGCGUUAUUAUUCUCCUCUUUUUCCAUAGUCUGUUUCAUAUCCCUUUUCUUUUACCCGUAUGAAGAAAGAGAUUUAGAACGAGGGGUGGCUUUCGUCUCACGGCCGAUUGCCAUGCUCUACAUGGGGUUCUUUCUUGAUUUACACGUUGGAUUAUACUCACUAUUAUAUUCAGUAGAUCUAAUGAUGUUAGGUUUUUGUGCAAAUAUGUUCAUUGUCUUCAAAGAUGGCAAGCUAUGGAUUCCUAUACUUAUUACGGCAAUGAGUGCUUUCGCAAGCAUCAUAAUCUGGAGACAAGCUGCUGUUGCCUUCCGAAAGCGUCUGCGUUAAAACUCUGCAAUGGAAUCAUCAGAGAUCACAGCGUCAUUUUUAAACAAAGUGUUCAUGUUUCAAGUUUCUUGUUUACUUUAUUUUAAAAGGUUGAUGUUAUACAAUAAACGGAUCGCUUCUUGUUUUAAUUUUAUUUAUAUAUAUAGAUAUAUAUAUAUAUAUAUAU
This is a messenger RNA of Mangifera indica (mango), 2289 nucleotides long. RefSeq lists its product as uncharacterized. The transcript is spliced from 7 exons. The coding region runs from base 180 to 2123 and encodes 647 amino acids. The record is from RefSeq and is a predicted model, not a curated record. Gene Ontology annotation, molecular function: protein binding. Lineage: Eukaryota; Viridiplantae; Streptophyta; Magnoliopsida; Sapindales; Anacardiaceae.